This is a messenger RNA of Podarcis lilfordi (Lilford's wall lizard), 3254 nucleotides long. Lineage: Eukaryota; Metazoa; Chordata; Lepidosauria; Squamata; Lacertidae. The record is from the annotation of a GenBank genome assembly.
AUGGAUUUCCACGUGAAUCACACCAUGAGCAUGAAUGACAGCACUCCAAAUAUCUCCAAGAUAGGACAAAACUUUUCCCACAACGGUAAGUCAGGGGAGGGAGCCGUAGUAUUUUGAGACAAGAGGAAGGGAUUCUUUUCGAUGGGAACUUUAUAUGGAUUCUCAUCUGAAUCUCUUUCCAUGUCAGACCCACCAACAUCUGUGUGCAUUAGAUUUAUUGCAAAAGGAAUUGGGGCAGGUGAUAGCUGCACAUUAAACAUUAUGUGUGUCUAUGUGCAGGAACUAGUGUAUGCAUUUAUAUAGGCAGCCACAGCUCUGGAACUGUGUGGCAUAGGAACAUGUAGAGUUAGGUGUGCAAAGCUCUUUUAAUUUGGAGGCUUCUGCAUGCAUGUCUACCACUGUUAUGGUCUGAUAUGCCCACGAGAAAUGCUCUUUCUCCCGCUGUAACAAACAUAAAUGGUGCUGUUUUCUUCCAAACGCUUUGGUAAAUAAGAGGCAAGGAGGAUGUGCUAUGUGUCUAUUCCGAAGCCUUUUCCAUGGAAAAAGCACAUAUAGACCCUUCUGAGUCCUUCUGAUGCUUCUCUCCAGUCACAUUUUCCAAGAUUAGUGUAACUGCAAAUGAGUGCAGUGGGCUCGGUGCAAACCAGACAUGUCCAAAGAAAAGCUCAAUAGAGGAGGCAGGUGAUAUUAGCAAGGGUGGGGAACCUGUAGCCCUCCAGAUGUGGCCAGGAUAUCACUCCCAUCCUCCCUGUCUGUGCUGGCUGGGGCUGAUGGACAUCAGAGUCAGAAAAACAUCUGGAGGGCUUAUGGGACAUUGGAUACUUUUUCAUUCUAUUGACCAAAAAUAAGAAAUUCCCUGCAAUAAGGUGCUUAUCAACUUUUGAAAACAUUGUUUUGCUGGGAGCAUGUUGUAAACCAGGGAUGGAGAACCUGUAGUCCUUCACAUGUCAUUGGACUCCAGUUCCCAUCAGCCCCAAACAGUAUGGCUGAUAGUAUGGCUGAGGACAGAAGUUGGAGUCCAGGACAUCCACCCCUCCAUCCCUGCAAUAGUCCUUAAUUCAUAGAGGGGACAAGGCAGAAUGAAGCUAGAGGAUAACACUUUGUGCAUCUGACCAAGUGGACCCCAGUCCACAAGAAAAUGUAUGUCAUAAGCUGUUUGAUACCACAAGAGCAUCUCCCUUUGUAUCAACCACCUUGAGCCCUGAGAUCAGCAGGGGAGGCCCUAUUGGUGGGGCUGCCACUGUGGGCGGGGUAUGUGUGCCCAGGUGUUGCUGACCCUUGACAUUCCAUUUGUGCAAUGCCCUCCCAGGUGAGGUGCACCUGUCUCUCUCAUUAACAGCUUUCAGUUGUAAUUUUGAAACAUCCGUGUUCACUCAGACAUUCUAUGGUCUGAAAGAUGCUGUUCUGGACAACCUUGACAUUGUUUUGAAGGAAAAGGUUAAUUAUCAAUAAUAAUCCACAGGGAGGACAUGGUGAACUUCAUGAAGAAUUUGUAGGAAUUCCCAAAGGUGCCCAGGGUGGACAUGGUCUUAUAAUCCUCUUCAACAACUGAAAUGUCCUCUGUGCACCAGAUAAGCUCAAUAUAAACUUAAUAUAAGAUUGUGAUGUAAGCUGACAUCCGUUGCUUGAAUCACUAUCUAUUAAAUACUGUUAAAGUUAAGUACUUGGGUAUUACUAUGACAAAUAUGAACAGUACAUUGGUCCAAAAUAAUUAUGUCAAAACAUGGGCUGAAAUUUAAAAAGAUAUGUCAAGAUGGGACAAGUUAAAAUUGUCAUUGCUGGACAAAAUUUCAGUAAUAAAAAUGAAUGUUUUGCCUUAAAAAAAGAGAGAGGAAUAGGUUGGUUAUCAUUAUUUUAAAAAGGUUUUCACUGUCUCUAGAAGCAUGCAGCUGUAUUAUUAUUGACACGCUUGCCAUUCUGGGCUCCUUUGGGAAGAAGGGUGGGAUAUAAAAUUAUUAAAUAAUGCUACAAUGUAAGUAGAGACUGCUGGAUCAAGCCAAUGGCCCAUCUUGAACAGCAGCCUGUUGUCCCAGUGGCUAACCAAGGACUUGUGGGCAAUGGGCAAACAGGACCUGAGUGCACCAGCCCUCUCCUCGCUUGUGCUUCCCCAGCAACUGGUAGUCAGCCUCUGACAGUGAAGGGUAGAGGACAGCCACUCUAGCCUCCAUUGAUAGCCUUAUCCUUUGUGGACAGCCAUGUGAGCACCAUUUGAAGUUAUUCUGUCUUUCCUCUCCUUCCCCGCUCCCCCGUUGGAAGGCGACCUCAGCCCUGCAAGCUACUCUACCUUCAUCAUGCCCACCCUGUUUGGCAUCAUCUGCCUGUUGGGCAUCAUUGGCAACAGCAUGGUGAUCUGCGCCGUCUUCAAGAAACCCAGCCCCACCAGCAGCGUCCCGGACAUCUUCAUCAUCAACCUGUCCAUGGUGGACUUGCUCUUCCUUCUGGGCAUGCCGUUCCUCAUCCACCAGCUGCUGGGCAACGGCGCUUGGCACUUUGGAGAAACCAUGUGCACCAUCAUCACCGCCUUGGACGCCAACAGCCAGUUCACCAGCACCUACAUCCUCACCGCCAUGUCCAUCGACCGCUACCUGGCCACGGUCUACCCCUUCACUUCCACACGCUUCCGGAAGCCCCCCAUAGCCAUCUCGGCCAUCUGUAUCCUUUGGGCUCUUUCCUUCCUCAGCAUCACUCCCGUGUGGAUGUACGCAAGGCUCAUUCCCUUGGGCGGAGGCUUGCUGGGCUGUGGGAUCUGCCUGCCGGACCCUCAGCGGGACGUCUACUGGUACACCCUGUACCAGUUCUUCCUGGCUUUUGCCAUCCCUUUCGCCCUCAUCACCGUGGCCUACAGAAGGAUCCUGCUGAGGAUGGCAAGCUCCUCGCAAGCCCUGACCGGGCAGAGGUGCACCAGGCUCCGUACCAAGAAGGUGACUCGGGUAGCCAUCGCCAUCUGCCUGGCCUUCUUUGUCUGCUGGGCCCCUUUCCACGUCCUGCAGUUGGUCCAGCUGGCCGUGCCCCAGCCCACCCUCGCUUUCUACUAUGCCUACAAUGUGGCCAUCAGCCUGGGCUACGCCAACAGCUGCCUGAACCCUUUCAUCUACAUCUUGCUCGGGCAGAACUUCCGCAGGCGCCUUGUCAUCUCCGUCCGGCCUGCGGAUGCUGGGGAGGAGGUGACCCAGAACCAGGUCAAAAGCGCACGGGGACAGCCCAGCGAGUCUGGGCAGCCUCUGCUGCAUUUGGUCUCUGUUUCAGCCAGGUAG